AUGUCUGGCAACGACGAAUCGCUUGCCCAGGUCUUCCAAAAGGCCGAAGCCCUCUUCCUCGACAUCCAAAAGUCAACCCUCGCCUCAAACUCUGAUGAGUACCAGUCAAAAGUGAACCAGUCGAUCAGGGGAUUCGACCUGUCUUCCAGGAUGGUGCGCCAGCUCAGCUUAUUCAGUGAUAACGAAUUCAUGGAGGACAUCAGCACCAAGGACCUUCGGUUCUUAUUGACAGAAUACUACCUGGGAGAACUUUUCUUGAAGCGUGUGACCCCUGACCGUCUCGCCGAUCUGAACAGUGGCAAGGAGCACUUGGAUCACUUUUUGUUGCAAUGCGAAACACACGACAUCCUGACACCAUCGGACAAAAAGUACCUGGAACAACUGACGACGAAUGCACCCAAGGAUGCUGCCACACGACGAGGCGAGAAGAUUGCACGAUUUAAGCGUGAAAAGGAGAUGCGGAAUCAGAUCGAGGAGUUUCACAAGAUUCUGGGAACGACGAAUAGUGGAUACGAGGGCGAGUUGAGCUCCGAGCUGGAGGACCAAUAUCGAGACUUUAUUCUUCUUCAUCUUCAGUACGCCAUCUUCCAAACUAUGGAGCAGCUGGUUGGCAUUCAACAGGAGAUCCCCAUGUUACAGCAGAUGGCAGAACGGAGAGCAGCACAAGGGUCGAACGACAAUCGAGCCGCAAAUCGAGCCGCAGAUGACACAAGUGACGGCAAAGUUGACAGCACCAUCUGGAAUGCGACAGGACCCCUCAUGGACCCCCAAGGACGUCCUCUUCGACCCUUUAUGAUUACCAACAAACGCGCCGAGAUGAUGAAGGGUGUCUUCCGUCCCGGCCAUAGCUUACCUACCAUGUCGAUUGAGGAGUACCUCGACCAGGAGAUGGAGCGGGGUAACUUUUUGUCUGGAGGCACUGAGGAGCCUAAGAAGAAGGAGGCGGAUGAUAAUGAUGAGGAUGCCGUCAAUGCCGAGACGAUAAAGGCGCGCAACUGGGAUGAUUUCAAGGACGAUAACCCCAAGGGAUGGGGCAACAAGGGUGGUCGUAUCGGAUAA
Messenger RNA from Linnemannia hyalina, 1059 nucleotides. NCBI's taxonomy places the organism in Eukaryota, Fungi, Mortierellomycota, Mortierellomycetes, Mortierellales, Mortierellaceae. The record is from the annotation of a GenBank genome assembly.